GCGGCGGCGGCGCCGCUGCGGGAGGGUCGGCGGUGGGACGGCGAUGGCGGAUAUCGAUAAACUCAACAUCGACAGCAUCAUCCAACGGCUGCUGGAAGUGAGAGGGUCGAAGCCAGGUAAGAAUGUCCAGCUACAGGAGAAUGAAAUCCGAGGACUAUGCUUAAAGUCUCGAGAGAUCUUCCUCAGUCAACCUAUCCUCCUAGAGCUUGAAGCACCACUCAAAAUCUGUGGUGACAUCCACGGACAAUACUAUGAUUUGCUUCGACUGUUUGAAUAUGGUGGCUUCCCGCCAGAAAGCAACUAUCUGUUUCUCGGGGACUAUGUGGACAGGGGGAAGCAGUCAUUGGAGACUAUCUGCCUCUUACUGGCCUACAAAAUCAAAUAUCCUGAGAACUUUUUCCUUCUCAGAGGGAACCACGAGUGUGCCAGCAUCAAUAGAAUUUAUGGAUUUUACGACGAAUGUAAAAGAAGAUACAACAUUAAACUAUGGAAAACAUUCACAGACUGUUUUAACUGUUUACCGAUAGCAGCCAUCGUGGAUGAGAAGAUAUUCUGCUGUCAUGGAGGUUUAUCACCAGAUCUUCAAUCUAUGGAGCAGAUUCGGCGAAUUAUGCGACCUACUGAUGUACCAGAUCAAGGUCUUCUUUGUGAUCUUUUGUGGUCUGACCCCGAUAAAGAUGUCUUAGGCUGGGGUGAAAAUGACAGAGGAGUGUCCUUCACAUUUGGUGCAGAAGUGGUUGCAAAAUUUCUCCAUAAGCAUGAUUUGGAUCUUAUAUGUAGAGCCCAUCAGGUGGUUGAAGAUGGAUAUGAAUUUUUUGCAAAAAGGCAGUUGGUCACUCUGUUUUCUGCACCCAAUUAUUGUGGAGAGUUUGACAAUGCAGGCGCCAUGAUGAGUGUGGAUGAGACGCUGAUGUGCUCCUUUCAGAUUUUAAAGCCUGCAGAGAAAAAGAAGCCCAAUGCCACAAGACCCGUCACACCUCCAAGGGUUGGAUCAGGCCUGAACCCGUCCAUUCAGAAAGCUUCAAAUUAUAGAAACAAUACUGUUCUAUACGAGUGACUGAUUAUGCUUUCUUUGGCCUACAUUCUGUAUUCUGCGGUGAAGUUGAGGCUUAUAAAUCAAAACAAAGGAACUAACUUGCUGUCCACCAGUUUAUACAGAACUCACAGUAUCUAUGACUUUUUUUAAACUAAGAUCUGUUUAAAAAAAAAAAAGAAAUCUGUUUCAACAGAUGACCGUGUACAAUACCAUGUGGUGAAUGAAUUGAGACUUAUUAAAUGAUGAACUUGUUAAAUCUUCUCCGUGUCCUUUUGUCAGCACGGCAGUGCACACGGGAGAACUGAUGGACGCCCAUGAAUAAACGCUCUGGAAACCGCA
This is a messenger RNA of Jaculus jaculus (lesser Egyptian jerboa), 1375 nucleotides long. It is a transcript of the gene Ppp1cc, whose product is annotated as protein phosphatase 1 catalytic subunit gamma. The record is from RefSeq and is a predicted model, not a curated record. Bases 44 to 1057 code for a protein of 337 amino acids. The transcript is spliced from 8 exons. Gene Ontology annotation, molecular function: protein serine/threonine phosphatase activity. Gene Ontology annotation, cellular component: nucleus; cytoplasm. NCBI's taxonomy places the organism in Eukaryota, Metazoa, Chordata, Mammalia, Rodentia, Dipodidae.